GAUCCGGCCCCCGGGCCUUCCAUCAAAAAAACGUGAUCUUUUUGAUGGAAGAAUUAAAUUUGACUAAAAGUGAGGAGACAUCGUGUUUUCUAGAAGACAAUGUGUGAUUCGAGGUCUAGUUUUCCUGAAGAACUUGAGUUCUAUAAACAUAACCCGAUCUCUCUUGGAGCUCCUCGUGAUCUUUGGUCAGGAUCAGGAUCUUGGGUCAGGUGAUCUCCCACAGGUGUUUACCUGGAGCCUCCCGGACACACAGGUGUGACCGUCGGGCUCCCCGCGGGAUUCCUGCAGCUCAAGCGGCCGUUUCUGAGUCAACACGCCGAGUGAGCGGCGCGGCACGCCCCGGGUCAGGUGGAGCAUAUAGCGGACCCGUUAGCCCCGCCGGCCCGUCCGUCCGUCCGUCCUCGCGGAGGUUCUGCUGACAGGAGCGCGCGCGGGUCCGGAGAUGAGAGGAGAGAAAGUCUUUCAGGCGUUAUGAUAGCGGGGAGAGCUGAACGAGAGCUGUGAGGUCGGUGCUGUGAUCUAACAUGGACGUGAAGAAGGAUGAGGGCGGGGCCUCGUGGUCGCCUGCUGGAGCCCCUCCCACUUCACCCAGCAGUGGCUCCUACAAGAGCGUCUUCGUGGCCUGCGUCAUCUUCUUCCUUCUUAUCGGCGUGGUUGUCGGCUUUGUUAUAGCGUACCUCCUGCAGGAGCCGCAGAACUUCAUUGAGACGGUCGAACUCAAGGGUUUGGAGUACACGAAUGAUCUGCAGGAGGAGAACUCGGCGUUCUCCAUCAUCCUGUCCUCAUCUCUAAAGUCAAAGAUUAAAAACAUCUUCAUUGCCUCAUCAAUAUCAAAUAACUACGAGGACUGCAGCAUUAUCGCCUAUGGCAACACAAACGGUGACGUCAUAGCGACCGUCAGACUCGUCUUCAUGGUGUCCAGAAUCCAGCAGUUUUCAGAAAACUUUAUCCGGGACCUGCUGAGGGCGGGGCUCAGCUCCGUCAUGCAGGGGAAACCUCUGGAGGUGCCGGGGUUCGGGGCGAUCAGCGCCAUCUUUUUGUUAGGAGCCAGAGGGAAGUCCUUUUAUGUCGUCGGGGACGCAAAGAUGGCCAGUUGUCCUGCCAACGCCUUCACCUGUGACGAUGGAGAAUGUGUCACUAAAAUGAACCCCGAGUGUGACUUCACUCCAGAUUGUGCAGAUAAAUCUGAUGAAGCUCACUGUGCGUGCGGUUCUCGGCCGGCUGUGCAGAGUCGGAUUGUGGGCGGAGUUGACGCUCACCAGGGCGAGCUUCCGUGGCAGGUCAGUCUGAGGUUCCACGGACUUCACACCUGUGGAGCCUCCAUCAUCAGCGACCGCUGGCUGGUCAGCGCAGCGCACUGCUUUGAGAAAGAAAAUGACCCCAAAGAGUGGACAGCUCUGGUUGGAGCCAGCCAGACAAAAGGUGAUGAGGUCGGCUCCAAAGUAAUGAACAUCAAGUCCAUAGUUGUCUCUCCGGCGUACGACCCUGCGACCACCAACAACGACGUGUCCGUGCUGGAGCUGGAGAGCCCCCUCACCUUCGGCCCCUUCAUCCAACCCAUCUGCAUUCCCGCCACGUCGCACGUCUUCCCGCCCAGUCAGAACUGCAUCGUGUCCGGCUGGGGCGCCUUAAACGAGUUCAGCUUCUCAUUGCCGUCCACGCUGCAGAAAGCUAUCGUGAAAAUCAUUGACACCAAGGAGUGCAACAGAUCCUCCGCGUACAACGGAGCCGUGAGCGACCUCAUGAUGUGUGCUGGGUUCCUGCAGGGGAAGGUGGACUCCUGUCAGGGUGACUCCGGAGGGCCGUUGGUGUGUGAGGGCGCCCCGGGGAAGUUCUUCUUGGCUGGCGUGGUGAGCUGGGGCGUGGGUUGUGCCCAGAUCAACCGGCCUGGGGUUUAUUCCCGCAUCACCAAACUGCGGAACUGGAUUCUAAAGCACACAGACCCCAGCAUGGUGCACGAUUACAUGCAGCCUCUUCCCACCGUCGCCGCUCUUCCACCGACACAAGCGACCUCGGCUAAUCUGUCUGUGACCUGGGAAGUGUCUUCUGAAGUGACCUCACCUGCAGUGAACUGCAGUGACAGCUUCCAGUGCGGAUCUGCGUCGUGUGUUUCCAAAGUGAACCCCGAGUGUGACGGAGUCGCCGACUGUCCCGACGACGCCGAUGAAAGAAACUGCGACUGCGGUCUGCGUCCAGCGCUCGGUCCCCAGAAGAUCGUGGGUGGAGUCACGGCUCGGAAAGGGGAGUGGCCUUGGAUCGGCAGUCUGCAGCAGCACAGACUUCACCGCUGCGGCGCCACGCUCAUCCACAAUAAGUGGUUACUGACUGCGGCGCACUGUUUGAAAAGUGACCCCAGCCCCACCAACUGGGCUGUGAGCCUUGGCUCGGUUCUGCGAUCCGGAGCCGGAGCUCUGGUCAUUCCCAUCCAAAGAGUGGUGGUUCAUCCGGACUUCAACGGCACCCGCAUGGAUCACGACGUGGCUCUGCUGGAGCUGGCCGUCCCGGCCCCCACGUCCUACACCAUCCAGACGGUGUGUCUGCCCUCACCCGUGCACCGCUUCCUGCAGAACGCAGAGUGCUACAUCGCAGGCUGGGGCUCCAUGAAGGAAGGAGGUUCUCUGACCAACCUGCUGCAGAAAGCUGAAGUGAAGAUCAUCGAGCAGGCCGACUGCCAGCUCUCCUAUGGAGACGCGCUGACUCCAAACAUGAUGUGUGCCGGGCUCAUGGAGGGAGGCAGAGACACCUGUUUGGGUGACUCUGGAGGCCCCCUGACGUGCCGUGACCUCUCCGGCCGGUGGUUCAUCGCCGGCGUGACCAGCUGGGGUCACGGGUGCGGACGAGUCGGCUUUCCAGGGGUUUACACUCGCGUGACAUCAGUCAGGAAGUGGAUAUCAAAAUACCUGCCCUUCUAAAGAAGGAAGGGAAAACCAAAACACACCCUCUGAGAGCUCAGAGAUUUGUCAUUUCCUCACAAACCGUACUGUACAAGGACUAAAGUCAUGGCAGAGGUCAGAGGUCAGCAUUUUCAGCUUAAGCUGCUGAAUUUGGGUGCUUUUUUUUUAACUUUUUAUCACAGUCAAAAGAUUACUACAAAUUUAGCCACCACAUUGCACAACUGAAAGUAUUUAUUACAUUUAUUUAUUGUCCUUUUCCAAAAAUGUAAUGUUAUUUUUUGUGUGGGUUUCUUAGUAAUCAUCAUUUAGUCACAGACUUGAAAGCAUUUACAGGUGAACAGAAACCUUCAAUGGAGAUGAAGACAUUAAGGCUCAUAGAAUAUAAAAAAAUAACCUCAGAAUUCACCUAAAAUGUACUUGCUUUUUAUGUGGCUAAAAUAUAAACUUCGGUUAUUUUUGGUGCUUUUUUGUGGUUAAAUAUUUCUUUUCUUUUGUGAUUUUUCAUCUGUAAUGUCCAUGAUAACCCUUAAAAAAAAUGACUUUUUUUCUCUUCAUCUGCCGGCUGAAAGGGGACCGAGUUUGGUCCAGAACUCUAAAAGCUGCAGCUCUGUUUGGAGGAAGCGGUGGAACAAGCCGCCCACUGUGGAGGCCGGGAUAUAGAGUGACACCUAGAGAACCUGUCAAACAGAACGGGUUUGUUCUCCGGCCGUAUUUUGAUAUCAGGCUGUCUGCAGGCUUGAGAAUGUCAAAACACGGAGAUACGCCCAAAUUCUUCCCGGUGACGACGAAAAAUGUUAUCUGGUUUUUGUACUCAAAUCUAUUUUUUAAUAAAUUUUAAUAUGUGAUCAAAAGUGAAAUGAGAAGCUGCCAUCUCCAAAAAAAGGGGGUUGGUGUCAAUAGUUGCAGAAGUUUGGUGUUUGGGCGACACAUUUUCAACACAAAGAAAACAUGUAUAAAAUUGAAUUUUAAAAAAGCAUUUUUACAGAGAACCUUGUAAGGAUUCAAUAAAUUCAUUUAAGGGAAAAA
Molecule: messenger RNA, 3920 nt
Organism: Oryzias melastigma (Indian medaka)
Lineage: Eukaryota; Metazoa; Chordata; Actinopteri; Beloniformes; Adrianichthyidae
Gene: tmprss9
Product: transmembrane serine protease 9
Exons: 16
Coding region: 525-2912 (795 amino acids)
Biological process (GO): proteolysis
Molecular function (GO): protein binding; serine-type endopeptidase activity
Source: RefSeq, a predicted model, not a curated record